Xiphophorus couchianus (Monterrey platyfish) is the source of this 2699-nucleotide messenger RNA. RefSeq names its product trypsin-3. Gene Ontology annotation, molecular function: serine-type endopeptidase activity. NCBI's taxonomy places the organism in Eukaryota, Metazoa, Chordata, Actinopteri, Cyprinodontiformes, Poeciliidae. The coding region runs from base 68 to 862 and encodes 264 amino acids. The transcript is spliced from 5 exons. The record is from RefSeq and is a predicted model, not a curated record. Gene Ontology annotation, biological process: proteolysis.
AAUUAGACAGGUAUCACACAGGUUAAGCCUCUUGCUGCGGGAAGACUGCUCUUUCUUUUGUGUCAUCAUGAACGUGGCAUCUUUAUUGCUCUGUAUAUUGCUGAAAGCCCUGGCUGUCAACUGUCAGGGCUUUGCACAGGAACGCAUAGUGGGAGGCUAUGCGCCGGUUCCUCAUUCCAUCAGGUACAUUGUAUCAUUACAGACGACGAACCGCCAGCACUUCUGCGGGGGCUUCCUGAUUAACAGAUUCUGGGUAGUCACAGCAGCACACUGUAACCUUGGGGUAAGCAAAAUGGUGGUAGUAGCAGGAGACUACUCUUUGUCCAUUUAUGAAGGCACAGAGCAGGAAGUGUUUCCAGACUUUUUGGUGACCCACCCUGAGUACAACAGGACGACAAACAACAGUGACAUCAUGCUCAUUAAGCUAAGGGCACCCAUCAACCUGAACAACUACGUGUCCAUUGUUCUGCUGCCCAGGCAGGAUGCCUCCAUAGCGGAGGGCGAAAUGUGUCGAGUGUCGGGUUGGGGAUACACCAGCCCCACUGGGGGCCAGCUUCCAGCCACCCUUCGGACUGUCACACUUCCUAUUGUGUCUACAGAGAAAUGUAACAGCACUGAGUCGUUUAAUGGCCGCAUCACUGACAGAAUGCUUUGUGCCGGCUACAACAUUGGUGGUAAAGACGCCUGUCAGGGAGACUCAGGUGGCCCACUUGUCUGUAACGGGCGGGCCUAUGGAGUGGUGUCGUGGGGAAAAGGAUGUGCUGACGCUGAAUUUCCUGGAGUCUACACUGCCGUGUCCAAGUUCCGCCGCUGGAUAGACAACACCAUAUUUAGCUACUACAGCAGAUGUAAGAAGAAUUAGAGCUCAGUGUUAACUCAUUGGAGACAUAAAUUCACUGUUGCCUUCUUUGAUCUAAUUUUACAUGCACUAUAUCAGGUGAACACUGGGGGAUAUGUUCAGGGAUGGUUUCAUAUUCUAGGAAACGGUCAUGCUGGCCUUCGGGCUGAGAGCUAGUUUUCUUACACUAGACAGUCAUAAUAUUACGAAAAAUGCAAGGUAAAAAAAAAAAAUCAUUUUAAUAAUGUUGGAACAAGAACAUUGAGAUUCAUUGAAACUUGCCAGCCCCCAAUGCGAAAGAAACUGGUUACACAAAACUUCUUGAGCUUCCUAAAAGCUACAACUUAAGGUACCCAAAACACAUGAAAUGCUAAUCCUAAGUAAGUGCACUACUACACUAUACUAGUAGCAGUACUAGUAGUUCAAGUAUCUCAGUAUUAGAACCAUGGUUUUAGAAAUUCAACCUCAUAAUCUACAGAAUUUCUACUUGUUUAUCUUAAAUCAACACUAAGUUGGACCUGACUGAUUGUUAUGGCUGAUUAAUGUUAAAUAUAAACUCACCAGCCACUUUAUUCAGUACACUUGCUCAAUUGCCUAGGGAAUUAUCCAAUCAGAUGAAAGCAUCUCAAUGCAACAAGGUGCCUGGACGUGCUGAAGACGACUUGCUGAAUUUUAAAGUGAGCAUCAGCAUAAGGAAGAAAGAGCAUAAAUGAGUAAUUUAGAACCUGGUCAUCUCCUUGGAUUUUUGCACAAAAAAACAUGUCACCAUUUACACAGAAUAGUCAGAGAAUAUCUGAUAUCUGGAUUGUAAAUGCCAUGUUGAUGUCAAAGGAGAAUGAUAGAUUGGUUCGAGAUAAUAGAAUGGCAAUUUUUGAUUUAAUUACGCUUUGUUAGCACCAAAGGAUUCAGAACUCUAUUUCUGAAUACACAACACAUGAAACUUGGAAGAGAUCGGAUUCAGGAAACCAAGACUUCAGUGUCUCCUUUGUUAGCAAGGAACAGGAAACUGUUGCUGUAAUUUGCAUAGGAAAAUGUCAGAUUGGAAAAUGUUGCCUAGUCUGUUGACACUGAAGUUUAGUAGCAACUUUUGAGACGGUCGGGUCAGAGUUCUGUUGCAUCCAUACCAAGAAGAGUAAAAGUGGUUAUGAUGGCAAAAGAGAAAGUUGUACCGUGUAAAGCAACAGCCAGUAAAUCUAAAGAUCUACCAAGUUCACAAGGCAAGGUUUGGGAAACCUCCUAGGACAUUUGGUUAAUUUUCAAUUCCCACCCUAAUUUAGCAUUCAAGGAACAAUCCUUAUUGUUUCAUAACCCAGAACAAAAACAUUAACCCCUAGAGGAUGUUUCCUGAGGUUUUCUGUAGGUUUUGCUUUGUGUAACCUUAGAAGAACCUUUAGAGAGCUUAGCUUUUAAUAGGGGAGUGUUUCCUGGUUACCCAGUAGUGUAAAAGGUAUUGUCAGCAAAAUACUUGACAAUACGCUCAAACAUGAAGCAUAAAUCUCAGAAGUUACUGUCUAAGCUUAGAUAAACUAAACUAAACUAAGAUAAACUAAUCUAAUCUAAUCUAAACCGAGCUAAACUAAGCUAACUAAACAGACAAGUAACAAUUUUCAAGUUUUCCACAUGUUGGACCAGUUUCUUUGACUUUAUAUCCAGUCAAGUUCUCUGUUAAUAAGAACAGCGUAAACAUCUUCAACCUCUAAACAUGUGAUAGCCACAAUUUCACAUCAGGUAAAAGGUGCCAUACUAUCAUUCACCAGCUUUAUGUGGACUGUUUGAAAGGCUAAAGACAAAGGUACAUUUACACGCGUCAAAUAAAUGCACUUAUAAAUAAGAGAAUGAAAUUAUGAACAUCCAUCUCUCU